AUGGGGUAUGCUUUGUGCCACUUCUUGUCACGGCGCCUCCCAUCCCGCCGCAGCAACGUUUUCUUCAGCAUGAAGACAGAUUUUAAGGCUCAGCUGAGCCAUUGCCAGAAACUGUUGGUCCCUGGAAGCAGCUGCCCUGAGAUCUGCAUCCACAGCUUGGGUUUGGCCAUCAACCAUGCCAUCAAUAUUGCACUGCAGCUGGAAGCCACCGGCAGCGGCUCGCUAUACUUGGUGGCAAACACGUCUACUGUGGUGCUUGCUGAUGUUACUGAGCCAGAGGGGGACAGUGAAAAGCCGCUGGUCAGGACCAGGAACAACUCUGCGAUCCACAUCUGA
Rhineura floridana is the source of this 336-nucleotide messenger RNA. Its product is annotated as ribonuclease P protein subunit p20-like. The transcript has a single exon. The coding region runs from base 1 to 336 and encodes 111 amino acids. Gene Ontology annotation, cellular component: ribonuclease MRP complex; nucleus; nucleolar ribonuclease P complex. Gene Ontology annotation, biological process: tRNA 5'-leader removal. The record is from RefSeq and is a predicted model, not a curated record. NCBI's taxonomy places the organism in Eukaryota, Metazoa, Chordata, Lepidosauria, Squamata, Rhineuridae. Gene Ontology annotation, molecular function: nucleic acid binding.